AUGUCCAUCUCAACCUCUUUCGUCUACGCCGCGUUGGCGCUAUGGGUGGUCAAAAGACUUGUAGACCAUGCCUCUAAUAGGAAACGGGCGCCAUACCCUCCUGGUCCCAAGCCUUUGCCCCUGAUCGGAAAUAUGCUGGACUUUCCUUCAAGUAGUCUAGCGCAGGAAUAUGUGGAGUGGGGGAAGAAGUACAAAAGUGACAUUCUUCAUGCAGAAGCUUUGGGGAAUCAUGUAGUCAUUCUUAACAGUCGCGAAGAUGCGAUUGCCCUGCUCGAGCAACACGCCAAAUUGUACUCUGACAGACCACAGAUGCCCAUUUUUCCACUAAUGGGAUGGGAAUUUAAUGUUGCCUUGCUGCCUUACGGAGAUGAAUGGAGACAACACCGGAGGGUCUGCCAGCAGAAUUUCAAUCCUCAAACCGCUCGAAAAUACGAGUCGCUUCAGAUGGAGAAAGUGCGCGGAUUCCUUCAGUCCCUUAUUGAGACGCCCGAACAAUUUGACGCCCAUAACAAAGUGCUUUCGGUGUCACUGACGAUGAACAUGAUGUAUGGAUAUGAUAUCAAGUCCAUUCAUGACCGAGUUAUAGAAGUAGCAGAAGCCGGAAAUGUCAUUGGCUCCCGCUUAAUGGCCCCUGGCGGAAGCCUCAUUAAUAUAUUUCCCAUCCUUCGGCACAUUCCUCCAUGGGUCCCUGGUGCUACGUCUCACAAAGAAGCAAAGGAAGUCAAAGAUCUCACCGCAGAAAUGAUGAGAAUUCCUACAGAGUUUGUGAAGAAGAGCCUGGCUGAAGGAACUGCGACUUCGUCCCUAGUGACAGACUUCUAUGAAAAGAAAUACUCUGUCGGUGCGACAGAACAAGAAGAAGACAUUAUCAAGAAUAUCGCGUACACAGUAUAUGGUGCCGCUUCAGAUACGUGCCUCAAAAAGACAAUUUCCUCAUCUGGGACGUUCUUCUGCCAAAUGGCUCUCCAUCCCGAGAUUCAAAGGAAGGCCCAAGAAGAACUUGACCGCGUGGUAGGUUCAAAACGUCUUCCGACGUUGGACGACCGCAAGUCAUUGCCCUAUCUCGAAGCCAUAUACCGAGAGUUAUUACGGUUUAAGCCGCCAUUGCCCUUGGCCGUUCCUCACUCGCUUUCUGCAGAGGAUCAUCAUUACAAAGGUUAUUUUAUUCCAAAAGGUACCCUCGUGUACCCGAACAUAUGGGCCAUGACACAUGACGAGAACGUGUAUCCAGACCCGUUUUCGUUCAAGCCUGAGCGAUUCUUUGACUCGAAUGGGAAACUAAACGAUGACGAUAGAGUACUUGCAUACGGGUUUGGACGCAGGAUUUGUGUUGGAAAAUCUAUUGCGAGUAGCACGCUAUGGCUUCAAAUAGCAUCAGUGCUCGCAUGCUUUAACAUUGAGAAGGCCAAAGAUAAACUUGGUAAUGAGAUAGAGGUUGAUACGUCCUACGAGGAGAGCGGAUUACUCAUGCGUAAACGUGAAUUCGAGUGCUCUUUCAUUCCGCGGUCUUUCGCCAUCAAGAAAUUAAUUCUUGAGGCAGCUUAG
Molecule: messenger RNA, 1545 nt
Organism: Psilocybe cubensis
Lineage: Eukaryota; Fungi; Basidiomycota; Agaricomycetes; Agaricales; Agrocybaceae
Exons: 12
Coding region: 1-1545 (514 amino acids)
Molecular function (GO): iron ion binding; oxidoreductase activity, acting on paired donors, with incorporation or reduction of molecular oxygen; heme binding
Source: RefSeq, a predicted model, not a curated record